This is a messenger RNA of Didymodactylos carnosus, 891 nucleotides long. NCBI's taxonomy places the organism in Eukaryota, Metazoa, Rotifera, Eurotatoria, Philodinida, Philodinidae. The record is from the annotation of a GenBank genome assembly.
AUGGGGUCCCUUGCAAAUGAAAUUCUAAUCCAACUUAAACGUUUUUUAGUUGAAGGUGAAUUGCCCUGGUCUGAUUGCGUUUAUUAUAGUAUGACUGUGGUUACUACCAUUGGAUAUGGUCAUAUUAUACCAAAAACGAGUUUUGCAAAAAUUCUGACAAUGUUGGUGGCAACAGUUGGCAUUGUAUUAAAUUUUGUUUUUAUUGCUGCGCUAGGCGAAUGUAUCAAACGCAAUAUGGAUCGAUUUUCGUCUCCGUUUUUACAGAAAUUUGAUGAGGAAAAUCGAAAAUGGAAAUUUGUUGUUAAAUUUUUUACCUACGGAUUAUUUGGAACCACUCUCAUUCUUGUAUUAGCGGUAUUAGUUAGUCAUGUUGAACAGUGGACAUAUUUAGAUGCAUUCUAUUUUGUUUAUGUUACACUCAGCACGGUGGGAGAUCAAGUAUAUAUAGCACUAUUGAUUCAAACAACUGCUGACUAUUUUAGUGAACAUUCAAUGGAAAUAAUGAAAUUAGCUGCAACAAAUAUUGUUCGUUUCAAUUGUGGAACGUACAUUGUUACUCAAGAGAAAGAUAAUUUCUAUAAACGAUUUAUGUUAUCUAAUAAUUAUUUAAAAACCAAGCACCAACGACCAUCAACACAAUCAUUGAUAAAUAAACAACAAUUAUCGUCUCCCAGACGAAGUAGAAUACGUCCAACAUUGCAUAGAAAAUUAUCAGAUUUGAGAGAAAGCUUAAAAUUGAAAAGAGUAAUAGCAGAUAAUUCAGAUCGUAGAAUGUCAACAUGGAGUCAUGCAUCAACAAACACGGGCAUAGAUUUUGAUAACAGACAGAAAAUAGAUAAUCAUAAUCAAAUUAUUUCUGACUUACAAGAGAUAGCAGAAUCAAAAUGCUAA